Messenger RNA from Balaenoptera musculus (blue whale), 1169 nucleotides. It is a transcript of the gene CLIC2, whose product is annotated as chloride intracellular channel 2. The transcript has 6 exons. The coding region runs from base 237 to 980 and encodes 247 amino acids. The record is from RefSeq and is a predicted model, not a curated record. Lineage: Eukaryota; Metazoa; Chordata; Mammalia; Artiodactyla; Balaenopteridae.
AAAUGUUAGGUCAAGAGGAAGAAAGAAAACGAAUUCAAGAGUUACUCUCAAGCAUCUAGAAUUUUCUGCACCUCUUGAAGAGAGACUAGCCCAGCUCUGACUAUUACAAGCUGGACUUUCCUCUUAAAGCACAACCUUCAUUUAAGCCUUUGGAUAAAACUGGAGGAAAAGAAUCUGUGAGUACUGUGGACUGCACAGAAGGCAGGGGGCUGAAAACUGGCAAUAAAAACAGAAAGAUGGCAGACCCGAGGCCCAGCAGUCAAGCAGACCCUGAAAUUGAGCUUUUUGUGAAGGCUGGAAGUGAUGGGGAGAGUAUUGGAAACUGUCCCUUUUGCCAACGCCUUUUUAUGAUCCUCUGGCUUAAAGGAGUUAAAUUCAAUGUGACUACUGUUGACAUGACCAGAAAGCCUGAAGAGCUGAAGGACUUAGCCCCAGGCACCAAUCCUCCCUUCCUGAUAUAUAACAAGGAGUUGAAAACAGACUUCAUUAAAAUUGAGGAGUUCCUAGAGCACACACUGGCUCCUCCAAGGUAUCCUCACCUGAGUCCCAAGAACAAGGAGUCUUUUGACGUGGGCUGUAACCUCUUUGCCAAGUUUUCUGCAUACAUUAAGAAUGCACAAAAGGAGGCAAAUAAGAAUUUUGAAAAAUCUCUGCUCAAAGAAUUUAAGCGUCUGGAUGACUACUUGAACACCCCACUUCUAGAUGAAAUUGAUGCAGAUAGUGCUGAGGAACUCACAGUUUCCAGAAGAUUGUUCUUGGAUGGGGAUCAGCUGACACUGGCUGACUGCAGUUUGUUACCCAAACUGAACAUUAUUAAAGUUGCUGCAAAGAAAUAUCGUGAUUUCGACAUUCCAGGAGAAUUCUCAGGAGUCUGGCGCUAUCUCCACAAUGCCUAUGCCCGUGAAGAAUUUACCCACACGUGUCCUGAAGACAAAGAAAUUGAAAAUACCUAUGCAAGUGUGGCUAAGCAAAAGAGUUAGGACAGCUCUUUCAGUAGAACAACCUCUCUUUUCACUUGUUAUCAUAUUAGAAAAUCUUUUGGAAAUAAGAAUAUGGAAAAUAUGGUUUCCUCUAUCCAACUUUCUUAUGAAAAAGAAUGCUAUAUUUUCUGUAUCUAGUUAAUCCAAACUAUCUGCUCACUGUGUAUUUUAAAGGUCUUUAUAUUUUCA